AUGCUGUUUCUGCACGCGCUGUGGCAGACAGUACUGUGCAGGUCGUGGCUAGCUGAAUCUGGCCCAGAAAAGGCAAGCAGUGAUAGCUGCGCACGCUCAGAGGAGGAGAGCUGGAAGGCCCGAUACGUCUUCGCGCUGAAAGACCGUCAUCGCUGCCGCAUUCUGCCGGAGGAGCUAUGUUGGGAUUCUGGGCGUGAUGAGAUGGGCAGGCCUUUGCCGCGGCGCUGGCAUCUCAAGAUGCACCUAGGUCGCUGGGUUGACAAGGAGGUCAUCUUUAGCCCUGGUGGAGGAUCCUUCGCUGACUUCGACUUCCGCGUGCUGAACUUCCGUGUCUUCCAGGAGCUGCCUUGGAGACCUCAUCCAGGUACCGAUGGUCCUUGGGAAGACAGUGGUCCUGGCUUUGUGGGCCAAGAGCCCGAGGCAGACGAGGAGGAUGAUGAAGAGGACGUGGAGGAGGACUCACCCGAUGAGGGAGAGGAUGACGAGGACGAAGAGGAGCCAGAUGAGACGCAGCUGCUCUCGGAGACGGAGAGGGAGGAAGGCCAGGACAGUGCCUCGGAAGCGUCACCGCGGGCUCCACGCAACGAGGCCGAGGACUUCGAAGACUUGCCGGACAGUGACAGCAGCAUCCAUACCAGCCAGAGCAGACCGCGCCGGCGCAUCCUUGGAUCGCCCGCGGCACAGUCUUCGCUGCCACCCCUGACCUCCUUGCCCACACCUACACUCAUGGACAUGGAUCUUAGCUUCAACCGGAGCUUCGGCCGAGACAGGGACCGGCCCCUUCUGCGGCACACACUGGCCUGGGGCAGCCGUCGCGCCGCCUCGGAGGCUGCAGCGGCAGCUGCGGCCGCUGCAGGCCUCGUGGACGGUCGGAGACGGGAUCUCCUUCCGCAGCCUCGCUUCUUGCGAGCUCUUCGCCCCCCUCCGCCACCGUUGCUUCAUUUUGGCCGACGCUUCGCAGACGGCCCUCGGCCCCUGGUGCCUUUGCCGUUGCCCUUGGCCGCUGUGCCACUUCCGACCCCAGCCGUUCCUGUGCGCCGCCGAGCUGCGCGUUGCGUUUCGGGCUGCAGCCUUCUAGAGGUGCCUUCUUUGCCAUUUUUGCUCCGUGUGGACCGCACACCUGACUGGGGCUUCAGCCUAACUCCAGUUCCAGCUGAAGGGCGCGUCGAGUCCAACCAGCCGCAGAGGCAUGGAAUGGGCCAUGUUGGCCGUGCCCUGCGCUUGUCCUCAAGGCAGUUGUCUCCUGCGGAGCACGAUUGUGCCGGCAAGACCCCGUCUGCCACUUUCACUCUUUACCUGCGGCCAGCUGGUGAUGAAUGUCGCAGAACUGGGCUGCAGGGAUCCUGGACUUGCUUCGAUGGCUUCCAGGGCACCAUGCAAGCCUUGACCUGGGUUGGCAGCUGCAUAACCUUCGAGUUUCACAAUGCAACUGGUGCUUUCGCCAACAUUGAAGAGAGCAUCAUCGAUGCCGAGGAAGAUCUGCGAGACCCGGCGCAGCAGGGCGUGGGAGGCAGUUGCAAGAUGGCCUUUGCUGAGGGCAGCCACGAGAUGAGCUUGACCUUCAGAGCGGCGCAUGAGGCUGGCCAAAGCAAGGAGGGACAUCUUGAGCUGUUCGUUGGGCAACUGGGACAAGGCCAGCCGUGCUUCUGGCAGCGUGGAAGCUGCAAUACCGACGCCAACGAGGACCAGGACGUGCCGGGGCCAUUCGAGAAUCUUCCGCCGUUGGUUUUGGUCCUGACCAUGGGAAUGUUUUUUGGGAGUGGCCCGACGCCACCGCCCACCGGAAUCCCGCCGGGUCUCCCUUCAUUGGAGGUGGCGUGGGAUGGCUCGGGACGGUGA
Messenger RNA from Symbiodinium sp. CCMP2456, 1839 nucleotides. NCBI's taxonomy places the organism in Eukaryota, Dinophyceae, Suessiales, Symbiodiniaceae. The record is from the annotation of a GenBank genome assembly.